Aureobasidium pullulans EXF-150 is the source of this 3017-nucleotide messenger RNA. Its product is annotated as DUF917-domain-containing protein. The transcript is spliced from 10 exons. Lineage: Eukaryota; Fungi; Ascomycota; Dothideomycetes; Dothideales; Saccotheciaceae. Gene Ontology annotation, cellular component: cytosol. The coding region runs from base 69 to 3017 and encodes 982 amino acids. The record is from RefSeq and is a predicted model, not a curated record. Gene Ontology annotation, biological process: glutathione metabolic process. Gene Ontology annotation, molecular function: 5-oxoprolinase (ATP-hydrolyzing) activity.
CUCUUUCCCAUCUCCAAGAUCUUGUUUGCCAAUUGGUCCAUUACAUUUGAACAAGACUGAUUUGCAGAAUGCCCAAGGUGCUCAGAAUCGGUGUUGAUGUUGGCGGUACAAAUACUGAUGGCGUUGUCUUGGAUCCAAAAAAGUCGUCAGAGCCUAGCAAAGGAGUUAUAGCAUGGCACAAAGCUCCGACGACCACAAAUCCAAGCUUGGGCAUCAGCAAUGCUCUCGUUUCCAUGUUUGAUCAGGCCAAGAUAAAUCCUUCUGAUGUUGCUUCUGUGACCAUAGGUACCACGCAUUUCGUAAAUGCGGUGGUAGAGAGAGAUGCUGCCAGACUCGCUCGAGUGGCGGUGAUACGUCUCUGCGGCCCCUUCAGCAAGCAUGCCUUACCAUGCAUCGAUUGGCCAGCCGACAUGAGAGAUCUUAUCCUCGGUCAUCAUGCUUUAGUCAAAGGAGGUCUCGAAAUGGAUGGCAACUUGAUCUCCGAUAUCAACGCCGAAGAGAUCAAAGAGCAAUGCUGCAUCAUCAAAGAGAAAGGCAUCACAAGCAUCGUGGUCAACGGAAUCUUCAGCCCGAUUGACUCGACACAUCAUCAAGAAGAACGAGCCGCGCAGAUCAUUAAUCAAGCUCUUCCUGGAUGCCAUGUUGUCCUUUCCAAGGAAGUCGCCAAUCUUGGAUUCUUGGAGCGCGAGAAUGCAGCAAUCUUGAAUGCUUCAAUUCUCCCUUUCGCGAAGAAGACUAUCUGCUCAUUCCAGGAGCCAAUCAAACGACUUGGAUUGACUUGCCCUGUCUUCUUGAGCCAGAAUGAUGGAACGAUCCUGAGCGGAGAGAUGGCAUCUCGGCUACCCAUCAGAACUUUCUCCAGUGGGCCAACAAACAGUAUGAGAGGUGCUGCAUACCUUGCGCAAGGUGGAACCAAGGAGGCUAUGAUGGUAAUUGACAUUGGUGGUACGACGACUGAUGUUGGUUUGUUGCUUGCCAACGGUUUCCCAAGACAAGCCGCAGCAUACUCCGAGUUUGCUGGCGUCCGCAUGAACUUCUCAUGUCCCGACGUCAAAAGUAUUGGACUCGGAGGUGGCUCCAUUGUGCGAGAGCAUGACGGUGAAUUCACUGUUGGACCUGACAGCGUAGGCUACAAGAUACAGACAGAGGCCCUUGUGUUCAACGGCAAUGUUCCUACCACUACCGAUUACACAGUCGCUGGAAACACCUCAAUAGACAUUGGCGACCGAAGCAAGGUGCAACAUUUGAUCAAUGAUGGCAUUUCUUCAUUCAAGGCGGAAGUGAAGAAAAUGUUGGAGAAGGCAGUCGACACCAUGAAGACUUCGCCAGAAGACCUACCUGUUUUACUGGUCGGUGGUGGAGCUGUCAUCGCACCUGAUGAGUUGGCUGGAGCAAGUCGUGUCAUCAAACCUGAGUACUCUGGUGUUGCCAACGCUAUUGGAGCCGCAAUUGCCAGAGUCAGUGCUGUGGUAGACACUGUCAAGUCUACCGAGACGAAGAGCGUUGCGACUCUGGUUGAAGAAAUAUCAAAGGAGGCUGUCCAAAGAGCAAUUGAGUCUGGAGCGGCCCAAGAUUCGGUAAAAAUUGUCGAAGUCGAAACUUUGCCACUACCAUAUAUUGCGAACAAGAGUCGAUUCGUUAUCAGAGCUGCAGGAGAAUUUGACUACAGUCGUGCGAACGAAAUGAAGCAGGCCACAGAAGAACUACUCUCGGACAAAAACGUUAUGGACGCGUACGAGAAGGAUGGGAACAAGCCGCAUUCUGCCAUCAAUGGCAUCGAGAAGCAUGUAUCAGCGGAGCCGGUCAACAUCUCUACUUACAAGCCAAAGGUUGUGGACCGAGUCUGGUAUGUCUCAGAGACCGACCUUGACUGGAUGUCAGUCGGCUGUUACAUUCUGGGUACCGGUGGUGGUGGUAGUCCGUACUCGCAUAUGCUUCGUAUGAGGAGUCUUCUCAGAGACGGAGACGUUAUUAGAGUGAUCAACCCUCACGAUCUCAAAGACGAUGACCAUGUAGGCUGUGGUGGCGGAGCAGGUUCGCCGACAGUAGGCAUUGAGAAACUUCCUGGAGACGAGAUGAUGGAUGCCCAACGCGGCCUCUACGAGAUGUGCGACAGAAAAGCCACAGCAAUGAUAGCGCUCGAAAUAGGUGGUGGUAACGGUCUGCAAGGUAUGAUCUUGGGAGCCAGUUCCAACAUGAAUCUGCCAACAGUCGAUGGUGACUGGAUGGGACGAGCAUAUCCAACAAAAUGGCAAACAACACCAGUGGUCUUCAACGAACGCCCAUGCGUCUUCUGCCCCAUCGCUACAGCAGAUGGUAAUGGCAACCUGCUAUACAUGCCAACAGCAGUAUCAGAUCUAGCCGUCGAACGAAUCAUCAGAGCUGCUCUUUCCCAAAUGGGAUCACACGUCGGCUGCGCAGAAGGCCCGGUAACAGGAGCAGAGACCAAACGCUGGGCAGUCGAACACACAAUCUCCCUCUCCUGGCGCAUCGGUCGCGCAGUCGCUCAAGCCCGCCAGGCCAACCGCAUCGACACCGUAGCCGAAAGCAUCAUCGCUGAAGUCGGUGGCCCCUCGGCCGCAAAAGUGAUCUUCAAAGGCAAAAUCAUCGGCGUAGAACGAACGCUUCGAAACGGUCAUGUGUAUGGCGAAGUCAUCAUCGAAGCCGCCAACGACAGCACUCCAUCUGAAUUUAAAGGCCGUGUCAAGAUCCCAUUCAAGAAUGAGAAUAUCGCGGCCUUCAAGAUGACAGAGGAUGGCAGGGAGGAGGUUUUGGCAAUCGUGCCUGAUCUAAUUUGCGUGAUCGAUGCACAGUCUGGUGAGGCUAUCGGGACACCAGAGUAUCGGUAUGGAUUACUGGUUACUGUUAUUGGCAUCACGGCUAGUGAUAAGUGGACUUCCACACCACGAGCGAUUGAAAUUGGAGGACCCAAAGCGUUCGGAUUGGAUGAUAUCGAGUACAAGCCACUAGGGAAGUUCGUCAAGCCUAGGAGUGUGAUUGAUGAGUACUCGAACUAG